UCAGCAGUCGGUCGAUAAAACGGGUCUGGUCCAAUGUUGCCGGAGGAAAACCGAGGAAAACCUAUUGUGAUUAGUGUACUUUGCAUGGUUCCUUCUGCCGGAGUCACUGAUUCCUUUUUCAAUAUUGUUGUGUCAUGCGAGAAAUAAUGCGGAACGUGAGAGAGUUGUGUCGCAUUCGUUUUGAGGACUAGCAGAAGAUCCUGAGCUCACAUUUAACGGUGUUUGGAGCAUUGUUUCGUGGGAAAAUCGAGAAAUGCCGCUGCAUCACUUUCAUAUUCGAUUGUAGGAUCUGAAAUAACAGCCGGAAUAAGAGUGGAAAGGAAUCAAAAUAUUGAUUUGGUCCGUAUGUGUUGCUUAUAAAGCAGAAAUUUUAUGCGCUUCAUAGAUUGAAGAACGGUUGAGAAAAGCUGAACACAAGUUCGUAUGAGAGAACAAAAAAUCUGUUGUGGUGAGUGGGAAGCUCAUCAUUUUUGUCCCACGUGAAGCUAAGCAGACCUAAUCAGCUGUCAGUUUGGAAGACGAUUUUCUCCAGCAUCCAAUCCGCGCAGUUGCUUCUGUUUCGGUGUUAGUAAAACGAGUGCUUUUCCUCGUCAGUUGUACCGCUGCUGUUGCUGUAUUGGUGGUGGUCGUGAAUUUAUUAUAUACGGGCAGAAAAAAAAAAUCCCAAACAUAAAGCAAAGUAACAGUCGAAAACGAGACCAAAAGCGUGAUUCCAGCUCCUGGUUUGUGAUAUUCCGUGUGGGGAUACGCUUUCCACCUGGUCUCCUGCAUUGCGUGCGGUUGGUAUAUCGUUGGUAAUGUAUGUCGCGUCGUGAGAUGUGAAGAUUGUGUUUUCCGGCCUUGGUGCCAGGGAAGUCUCGCUUCUGGCUAGGGGAAGAAAGUUAAGUGAUUUUCCGUGCCAAGAAGCAAUUGUGGGGUCGAUCCGGGCAAGGGUUCAGUGUGACUGUGCGGUCAACGAUACGAGCCUUCGGGUUUUAUCUGUUUCGGCGAACUCGGUGUGCGACUGUUUAAUGUGAGAUUUAACGAGCGUAAUCUGAUUUAUCUGGCCCCAGGAGUACUCAAUCACGGUGCACACUCACACAUCCACCCAACCAUCCAUUUAGUGAAAUCAUCCUAAAAAUGGUAGAACCAUGGUGCCGAUGAGGAACAGCACAUGAGAAUUCCACAACCCCCCGAACAGCCCAGAAUUGUUGUAUAAUCAAAUUUCGUCCGUUCGAUUUUGGCACGCGUUGGACAUUUGUACGUGUGCACUUUGCUGGCAGUGGCAGCGAAAGCGGAAGCCAGGAGAUUGCCUUCAAAGAGCUGCCACCCGUUCAGCAGAACGCUCCUGGAUCGGUUACAAGAAGGCGAAAGAAACAAACAGCAAAAAAAAACAAACCGGACAUCCGUUUGAAUAUCUUAUCACAACAGAAUUGGUCAUCGAUGGCGUUUGUCUAGCGUGUGGUCUGCCUUGGGGGCUCAGUAGCCGGUCCGCCGAUCGGAAUGCAAACAAUAUCGUGUCAAUAGUCCGACACAUUGGUCGGUGUACCGUCAGGGGAGUUGUCAGUGGGCAGAACACCCUAGGGAUUUCCCGAAAAGACAGUUGUCCACCCACUGAGGAAUCGUUUGAGUGGCCAACUGUAUUCGUUGCUUUGUUGUUUUAUUUUUUUUUGCCGUUGUUGAGAUUCCGGAAGUGAAGUGCUUUUCUUGCUGCGUAAAACGAGAGUGUUUCCUUUGUUGUAAGAAAAUGUGAAUAAAUGGCAAACAUAUCUCGUGGUGCAGAUUGAUCUGAUUUGUGUGAUAGUGAGAAGAAAAUUGAAUGCUCUGAAGGAAAAGCAGAGGCAGUAAAAGUAGAAACAGGAGAAAGGAAUUUUUAUAUUCCCACCCCGAGGAAGUUUAUUGCUCGCUUUGUCAAGAGAAGUACAAUUCAAUAAGCACUGUUGACAAAAUGACGGAGGCGGACAACUAUGAUGACGAGCUGGUCUCGGCAAACCCAAAUCAACGCAAUUGGCGCGGCAUUUUGAUAGCCCUGCUUGUGAUAAUCAUCGUCCUAGCACUGAUUGUGACAUCUGUGGUACUGCUCACACCGCCAGACGAAGGGCCUCGAGUGAAAGGCCAACGUAUUAAACUGCAAGAUAUCAUCGACGGUGAAUACGCUCCCCAGAAGCUCAAUGGAAGCUGGAUAGGACCGAACGAGUUCCUGUAUCAGAACCACUGGGGAGAAAUCAGUUUGCUCAACAUGAACAAUCUCUCGGAGCGAAUUUUGAUGUCAAAUACGACGCUGAAAACGCUCGCUCCAGCCAAAUUCUCCAUCUCGGCAGACCGGAAGUUUCUGCUGCUGGCGCAGAACGUGAAGAAACUUUUCCGCCAUUCCUUUCUUGCUCAAUACAGCGUUUACGAUAUCACAACCAGCGAAACGAUCCAGCUUACGACGAAAGCAGAGGACGACGAGUGGCCAUUCCUGCUGCAUGCCGAGUUCACCCCGAAGGGUCAGUCGAUAGUGCUGGUUUACACGUACGACAUCUACUAUAAGCCUACGGCGCGAGCCACACAGUCCUAUCGCCUCACAAAAACCGCCAUUCCGGGCGUCAUCUACAAUGGCGUCCCAGAUUGGCUUUAUGAAGAGGAAAUCCUGCAGAGCAACAAGGCGAUAUGGCUGUCCAACGAUGGCCACUUGAUGCUGUACACUACUUUUAACGAUUCGCUAGUGCAGGAACAACAGUUCUCCUGGUACGGAAUGGCCGAAGGAGACAUCACCCUGUAUCCGGAGAUUCGCUCGUUGAGGUAUCCAAAGCCAGGCACCAGGAAUCCGACCGUCACACUAAAGAUUGCGGAUUUAGCAGAUCCCAAGAGCAUACGAACCAGAGAACUUACCCCACCGCCGAUUCUCCUAAAUCAGGAACAUUAUUUUACCAGCGCAGCAUGGGUAUCGCAAACGGAGGUCAGUGUCGUCUGGAUGAAUCGUCCCCAGAAUCUGUCGGUCGUGACGUUGUGCAAAAGUCCGAUGUGGUACUGUCAAGAGACUCAUCGGAUCAGUGGCGAUGGAAGAGGAUGGGUUGAUGAGAUGUCGGUUCCGUUCUUCAGCCAGAAUGGAAGCUCAUAUAUCGCGAUUUCACCGUUGCGCGAUGGAGCCGCAGGACACUUCCGACAUCUCGUACAUGUGCACAUCGGCAAAAAGCGUAUCAUCCCAUUGACGCAUGGUCGCUUCGAGGUGAACAAAAUUCUCCACUGGGACCAGGCGAACAAUUUCGUAUAUUAUUUGGGUGUCCCAGAGCACUCGCCUGGCCAGCAGCACCUGUACCGAGCUUCGUCACUGCCUCCGAAACAGGGCACUCCGCCACGCGCCCCUAGAUGUCUAACCUGUUCCCACCACCACAGUGGCCACGCUCAUGUGGCCAAGACCUCCAAUCGGAUGCAGCAACAAUGGAACGAUGAUUGGUUGGAUGAAGCCGAAGAAGAGCAAGAUGAGGAAUACAUUGAAAUCCCUCCGACGACAGCUUCUCCGAAAAAGAAGCGAAAAACAGAAGAGCCAGCUCCCCCACCGACUCCUUGCCAAUUCUUUACAGCCACCUUCGCGCCCAACAGCAACGAGUUCGCUUUGAUAGAGUGCCUCGGUCCGGUGGUACCGUACAGUGCAAUCUUUCGGAUAAUUACGGACCCAGCCAAGAGUCCUACUCAUGUGUUGUUUUAUUUACAAAAUAAUACUGCACUGGCGGAGCGGAUAUCAAAAGUGGCACUGCCACAAAUCAAGUCAUUCCCAGUCAUGAUCUCCGGUGGGUACCAUGCCCAGGUUAGAUUAUUUUUGCCACCCGGACUGCGGGAAGAUGAAAUAACCCGGUAUCCAAUGAUUGUGCAUGUCUAUUCCGGACCCGGGACACAACUGGUAACGGACAAGUGGCGCAUCGACUGGAACACAUAUCUAGCUGGCACCAAGGAUUACAUUGUGACACAAAUUGACGGACGUGGUUCCAGUGGCCAGGGUUAUCAGCUGUUACACGAAGUAUAUCGCCGCCUUGGCACUGUGGAAGUAUCAGAUCAGCUGGAGGUUGCAGAAUAUCUGCGAGAUAGUUUGCACUUUGUCGACAAACGUAGAGUCGGCAUUUGGGGUUGGAGUUACGGUGGCUACACGGCCGCGCUGGCAAUGGCCAGUCCAACGACACUGUUCCAGUGUGGCAUUAGUGUAGCGCCCGUUACCAACUGGAAGCUUUAUGAUUCAACAUAUACGGAACGUUACAUGGGUCUGCCGAACGUAACCGACAACUACAAAGGGUACGAGGAUAGCGAUUUAUCAAAACACGCUGAAAAGCUGCGUGAUAAGCAGUUCCUUAUGGUUCACGGUACCGCAGACGAUAAUGUGCACUUCCAGCAGAGCAUGGUGUUCUCGAAGACACUCUCGGCGAAAGGAGCCCUCUACAAGCAGCUGAUAUAUCCAGACGAGGGUCAUAAUCUGGGUGGGGUUAAACGGCAUCUCUACCGGUCGAUGACGAUAUUCUUCGAGGACUGCUUCCGGAAGCUGGUGCCCCAGGAUGUGAAAGCAGGUCUUGGCAACGGGGGUUCGAGCGAUUAAUAUUUGCUCGAUUACUUUGGUACCACUGACUCUGCGUCAAGUUUCAUGUAAAAGUUUCUUCCUACAUUUCCAUCGCGUAGUGACUAACAACAUCCAGUUAAGGCACGGCUCCACUAGCUCUAUAUAUCCCACUGUCUCACCCGAUCUUAUCGAGACCACGCUCCACAGCAGUCGUAGAUAAUUGGAGCCGUGCGGUAGUGUUUUUCCAGUGUUCUUCAAUGACAGAACACUCGUCACUCAUAAAGUAGCAACAACAACAGCAGCAACAGCAGUAGCAACAGGCCUUAUCUGGAGAAAUAAGGCCAAACAUCAGCGAAACAUUCAGUAGGAAAACUUUAGAUGUAAACUUGUAGCCGAUUUGAUCCAAUCAAAACCAGUCGCGUAGUGUUACCGAAAGUAAAAGAGAGCUUUCAAUUAAAUUUAAGCUAAUUAGUAAGCAGCAUGCCAACGAAAGGAAAAUCAAGAACAAAACAUGGUUGUGACAAUUUCAAAUAGGAUGAGCGCCGGCCGGAGUCAAAUUGUCCGCCGAUGCUCAUUGCAUGUAAUUAUCCGCCGAGAAGGAUCCGGGAUCCGACAUUCGCCCGGAGAAUUUGUUCAAUUUAAAUUGUAUAGAUUAAUUAAUUAGCAUAACGGCGCAGUUGUGUGCUUGACGGUGGUUGAAUGUAGGAAUGCGAGAUUCAAAAAAUAUAUCAGGCGUGCAGUUGUGUAUGGAAUGAUUAUGGUAUUUGUGCGAUAGUCACAGAAAUUCGCGCAAGUUUCACUUUACGUACAUUAAUUAUCCACUAGAUGGAGAUUGAUUUCCAAGCCGGAUUACGGGGAGCACUACACACCGAUUCAAACUCCGUCAAACACCAGCGACUGAAUGCUAUUUGAAAUCAAAUCAUUCGUCACUCAUAGUAUUUGGAACGAUUCCUAAUUAAUGUAAUAUCGGUUGAAGAAGGCACAAUCCUAUCCUUUCAUUCCAUUCCUCGAAACUCUUUAUCUUAAAAACACUCCCCAUGUUUUGCUUUUUACUGUAAAUAGCAAUGUGAUAUAGAUUAUUAUGCACAGAGCCAAGCAAAAGUGGGCCAAAGUGGAAACAAUGGAACCGAGAGCAUUAGAAUAGCAUAUCGAUAGCAGCGCCCCCUUUUUCAUGCUCGCCCCACUGUUAUCAUCCGAAAGUAAAAAUCAAUAGCGAUAUACUUAAUUUAAUAAUGUAAGCGACACCAGACCCGGAACGAUCUCAGUCACAAGCAAUUCGUCCCGAGACGGAGAACGAUGAAAAGCAUGUUAAUUUAUCGAAGUGAAUCAAAAAAGAAACUCGAACUGAGUUCAAGCGAUUAAAGAUAUGGAUCUACUAGAUGAAAGCGAAGAAAAAGGCGAACUAAGACAAUAUUCUUUCUACUCUGUAAGCUCUAACAUAUAAGUGUGACCCAUCCAACCCACGGUGCGUUGAAAUACUUCGAUAUAGUUUAUCGUAACGAUUAAUCUGUUCUCUAUCGGCUACAUUGUCACUAUUGAGGACAGGGAAAGUCUGCAAAAAAGGAUAGGGACUCUCACCCUGGGACUCACAUUGAACUACAAUGCUUUUCCAUAACAUUGCAUCCACACUGCGUUCACUUAUCAAUUCAUCGUAAUGAACAUUGUACGAGGAUGGAGUAAAUAUGUCUCUAAAACGAAUUAUAAUACCUAUUAAUAUUAUCUAAAUUGAUCAAGAAUGAACGUAGCUAUUAGAUUGGAUUUUCAAUUAUUUGAACGAAGCUUCCCCAAUCCUGGCUUUUUCAGUAAACAAACAACCAGAAACGAAGUCCAGUUAUCGACAUUCGCUUUUUAACUAGACCGGCAUAUGAAACGUCAAAUAAAAUCGAGGGGAACUUCAAUGAAUUAUUUGAUUUGCGUUGAUCGUGAAAUUGGAUAAGCAAUAGGUUUCCACUGCAAGUAUUGCAUUAAGUGCGACAACAGGUUCACUCUGUCCAACUUCUAUAAGACCACCCUGAUUUAUUCCGUUGCAACACAAACAGUUAGAAUUUCAACAAGAUACAUUCAUGCAUUGUUGAAUGCUUAGAAUAAAGUAUAUUUAACGUUAAUUUCGUUCAAAAGAGUUGUUUGUUUAUUUAUUAUGCUUAAAUAUGAUAAGUUCAGCUGUCCAGUCUCUAUAAGACCAUUUCAAAAUUCAUUGACGCCAUUUUCAAUUUGAAGAUUUGCUGUGAGGGGCAUUCAAAUAUAAUUUUAGAUGUUAUAAAAGUUCACAUAAUUUUCGCAUGACAAAAACAUUGAUUAACUUACAGAAAAAUAAUUUCCCCACAUUUUAUAUCACACACUCUGUCCAACUUCUAUAAGACCAGGUGAUGAUCUUGCUGCUUUGUGUCAUUGUAAACAAACAAUGCCUCAAUUUAUUUUCUAGUUUGUAGGUAUUGGUGACGUAUUGGUAUUGGUGAUUACCAUAAACUGCAUGAUUUUCAUAUGUGUGUGUGCAAGCGCUGAGCGUAAAUGAUUUAUUUAAGUGUUAUCAAUGAAAAAUUCAAAACGAUCGGCUAAUUUUAGCCAUCUCGGCUAAUAACCUUGAAAAUUAGUGUUGGAAUACUAUUUACCCAAUCCUGCUGAACGGAUUUCUCGAUAUUUUUCCAUGUUUCCAAAAUUGCGACCUUGAGCUCUUCGAUCGUGGUGUACCGCUUUCCCUCAGUGUAGAUUCUGCGUAAAAGGAUUCCCCUAAGAUUUUCAACAGGAUUCAAGAGUGAAGAGCGAGCCGGCCAGACCAAAAAAAUAAGUUUUUGGACCUUAAUCCAUUGCUUAGUUUCCUCGCUGGAAUGAAUAGUAGCAUUGUUUUGCUGGAAUGUGAUGUUUUUGUGACGAUAUCCACGCAAAAACGGUAGGAGAGAGGAUCCCAGAACAUGUAUGUAGUCCUUGAAUGAUGUGAAAGCUAUCUUGAGCUUUCCGGUUGCACCGAAUCCCGCCUAAACCAUGCACGAGGCUCCACCGAAAUUCCUGGUUGAAAAAUACUGUUCCUUCUUCCGUAAACCCGUUGGAACCAUCAGGUGGAUAAUCCUGGAACUUUUUUCGUCAGUGAAGAUAACCUAUACAUUGAAGAACUUUUCGUUAUGGUAUAUAGCAAAAUGUAUUCUUUUGGAAACAUUCUUUAUCACAACAUACCAUGUCCCACAGUCGGUUCAUGUGAGCUUUGGCAAAACUCAGACAUCUUCCGAUGUGAGAUGGUGUUAGAGAAGGAGCUUUAACCUUUUAAGCCCUCUUUAUGUGAGGGCUUUUUACCGAAACUUGACGAAUUGUCAUCCGAGAAACAUUUAAUUUCACAUAUUGCUUUAUUUGCAUAAGUGAUUUUGAGGUAUUUGAAGCUGUUCUAACUAUUUCCCGCUUAGCCCGGUCAGAGAGUUUCUAUUACGUGGAGUUCUCUCCUUCUUACCGUAUCCUUGAGAAUUCGCCAAAUAAUUGAGCACUACUUGAUGGGAUCGUUCAAUCCGACGAGAAAUUUCUCUGAUACCAUCAUUUUCUUGGUGAAAUGCAUCUAUUUGUCUUUCUUCUCUCUUCGUGAGCAUUUUUCCCUUCGGCAUUUUCCAGAUCUGAUUGAUCAAAACAACUAAAACAACGGGAAAUGCAACUGGUCUUAUAGAAACUUGACAAUUGAAAAAUACAAAAAUAAAUCGUUUACGCUCAGCGCUUGCACACACACAUAUGAAAAUCAUGCAGUUUAUGGUAGUCACCAAUACCUACAAACUAGAAAAUAAAUUGAGGCAUUGUUUGUUUACAAUGACACAAAGCAGCAAGAUCAUCACCUGGUCUUAUAGAAGUUGGACAGAGUGUGUGAUAUAAAAUGUGGGGAAAUUAUUUUUCUGUAAGUUAAUCAAUGUUUUUGUCAUGCGAAAAUUAUGUGAACUUUUAUAACAUCUCAAAUUAUAUUUGAAUGCCCCUCACAGCAAAUCUUCAAAUUGAAAAUGGCGUCAAUUGUUUUCGAAAUUCUACUUCGCCCAGUUGAAAAACAGUCCAGUUAAACCAGGUUCAGUUAUCGAAUGAUUACUGUACUAAUACAUUGUUGUAAAUCAUUCUUAUUUAAAUAAGAGGCGGAAGAACUUUCAAGUUUCACCUUUCAACCUCUACAAAAAAAAACAACUAAACAACUCACAUGAAAUGUAAAACUUUAAUUCAACCCAAGUAACCAUCCACGUCGUCUUCUAGAACACAGCAUUCUAGAGCCGUAGAUGCUUAUUGUCAGGUAUACAGCAUAUAAUUGCUUACCAGAUUUCAGUUAAAAGGCGAGAUUAGUUAUGAACAGAACAAUCACAGCGGACCGAGAACGCUACCCGGCGGUACUCCGGAUGAAAUACAAUAUGUACGGGAACGGGUACUCCAAACCUUAACGAGAGCUUUCCGAUCGAUUAAGUAGGAUCUGAGCCACUCGAUAAUCCAGUCAUGGAUCGGCUUCCGCAAUAGUUAGUUCAUGAGGUAUUUUGUCGAAGGCAUUUGACAGGACGCUUGUGUAUCUCGACGUGUUAUAAACAAUAGAUAUCUUCUUUACGAAUCCAUGUAAAUCCAUGCAUCGAAACAUUUUUCCAGAUUCCUCAUGUAGGAUCACAAGAAUGUCGGCUCGCAUUGGCAACGCAGCUUAAUAUCAAAACCCCUCGACGGUUUUCAAUUGCUUUAGCGCUACCGGACUUGUGAAUCGGAGUUAUCUUCUUCCAUAUUUCAGGAAAGGUGAGUGGCUGUAAAUAUGGCUGAACAGGGUCUUCAAAAUAUCCGCAUAGUCUUAAGGGGUAGUCUUAAGGGCUAUGCGGAUAUUUUGAAUGACGGAGGGUGACGAUCUGCAUCUUUCGUAGUAUCAAAUUUUCUUAAGACCGUAGCAACAUCGUUUUCAGUUAUUGUCAACGGUGGGAGACGUACGCCGAAUGACGAAAUAUUAUGGUGCACGCUGCUGAAGAAAUCUUCAAAUAACUCGACAGAGCUUGCUGGCACGCCUGCGUUUGUAUUUUUUUUUUUUUUUUAUUAUCUGUAUUAUAGUGACUUUCAACUCAUUCGGCUGGUUCGUCACUUUUACUUCCAUUUUUGGAAGAAUGUCGGGAGUGAGAAUUGAACUCGUGACCUUUAGCGUGAGAGGCAUGGAUGUUACCACUACGCCAGAUCGCCUCCACACCUGCGUUUGUACGGGCAUACGACAUUUUAUCAGGAAUCCGUUUUUUUUCAGAUCCCUAAUGUAGGACACGAAGGAUGUCGGCUCGCAUUUCAGAUUUGUUGUUGCUUGGCACUCACUGUAUUGCGCUUUGAAAAACUAGAGUUUUUCUCGAUUUUCACGAGAUUUAUUAGAAACCCGUUUUCAACCUUCAAGGCUACUAUAGACCCAUUCCAUGAGGUUAUGCACCAAAGAACCAAAUUUCAAAUCUAGUUUCAGGAGAAAAGUGAAAACAUUAUUUGAAUAAACACUAGUUUUAUCAAUAAUUCUUUAAACCAACCUUUGAGAGGGACGAGUUUGAAAAACCUACAUAAUUAUAUUUAAAAUAUUUCAGGUUUUCAUUUUUUUAUGAUGCUUGAGAUAUAUCUGCACUUGCUUAGCCAAACUUCAAUGUCUAUAUACCAUUGAAUGGACAAUUAAAUACUUGUUUGUAGAGUCGCGGGUAGAUCAAUGUUUUAUUUUGUAAUUUGUGAGAAACAAAGAUUUGAAAAACAGGUAUUUUGAAGCGUUGUCACGUCACAAAAAUAGAGCAUUUUUUGACGUGGGACUACGUCUAACCGGAAUAUAUGGGGGGUAAAAUGAAAAGCUAAACACAGAACAUGCAGGAAAAAAUGAAAGAUUCCAAAUGCUUAUAACUCGAACAUUUCUUACUGGAUCGGAAAGAUGUUUGCAUCAAUUGAUACGGAAUAUUUCUACGCUUCUAUCGCAAUAAUAAAAUGUCAUUUUUCAUUAGAUAAACAAUUGAAUAACUGUGAAAUAUCAUGCGUUAUCUAAACGCCCUAACUGCUUAGUUUUGAUUGGCCCGAUUUACGGUUUCGCGAACACAGACUUCGAAAUCAAUGUACUUGUGGGAAUCCGCUUAGCAAAUAUACCUGCAAGUAGGGGGUAUUUUUGUUACAACCGAGUUGUAUUUCCCUAACACGGACUUCUAAAUCAAUGUGCCUGGGGGAAUCCGCUCUGCAAAUACAUGCAAGUCGGGAGCAUUUUUAUUCCCACUGAAAUGUAUUUCCCUAACACAGACCUCAAAUCCAUGGAGCGUGGGGAAAUUGGUAUUGCAAAUACAUGCAAGUCGGGGGCAUUUUUGUUCCGGCUGAAAUGUGUUUCCCCAACACAAACUUCAGAACCAAGGUGUCUGGGGAAAUUGGCUUUGCAAAUUCAUGCAGGUCGGGUGUAUUUUUCUUCCGACUGAAAUAUGUUUCUCUAACACAGACUGCAAAUCCAAGGAGCGUGGGGAAAUUGUCAUUGAAAAUACACGCAAUUCGGGGGCAUUCCGGCUGAAAUGUGUUUACCUAUUACAGACUUCUAAACCAAGAAGUAUGUAAUACCAAAUGUUAAAAGACUGUCAUUAAAUUUACUUGUAACGAAGAACAUAAUCUAUCCAAAAGCAUUAAUUGACCUCACAUGGAAUUAUACAAUCUUUUUACUCACAAAGCAAAUAUAUUGAAUUCAAUUGAAUUCGGAAGUUGUUACAUUCAAUCAAAAAAUAAAUCAAUACAAAUAAAUGAUUGCCAAGCUAAGGUAGUUCCACGUCAACCCUGCGGUUAUUAUCAUAGAUAUAACCCACCCAUUUUUUUUAGUUUAUCAGAGUAACCUAAGUUCUAUUGGGUGUUUCCAAUUGAGUUUCUCUGAGCAAACAAUGAGGGUUAACAACCCACAAAAUUUGGUUGAGAUCGGUCCACAAAUAGAGGAGUAUCAACUGUCUCAAGAAGUUGUUGUCACGUUACGCAAAGUAUACGAUUCAUUCCAGCGUGACGUGGUAAUAUUUUGACUCAACAAAAACUUUUUUUUUUACGUUUUCAUGUAUGAAACAAAAUUAAACUGUGUUUUUGUGAAAUUGAGAAGAUUUGCUACGAGAAUCGUUAGUUGGAGAAUAUUUUAUAGAUAGGUUGGCUUGUUGUCUGUCAAAUACAUUUGUGACGAGUCAGCACCUGUCUUUCUACUGUUUCGAAUUGUUGAGCAUGAAUGUUGUAUUUUCAGUUCCGUUUCAAAACAUACAAAUGAACUUUUUUCUAUGUUUUGUCAACAAUAGAAGAACGUAGAUUCCUGAAUUUAGAAUAGAUUCUUGUUUCUACUUCCGGUUUGCUGAUAAUAGUAUUGAAUGACAAAAAAUAUGGAAACCCCAUACGAUUUGGGUGUUGGUAGCAGGUAUCUUCCCAGCGGAAGUCGAAUAUUCCGAUGUAAUUUUAAAAUCUGGGAUGGUAAUUUCCGGUUCGUUUAAAACGGGUCUAAAAGACCGGAAAUGGCAUAAAAUUCCACAACACGAUCGUGAAUGAAAGCGCUAGCCAUCGGUACGCGAAGAAGAAUGAAAAAAGAGAAUCAAGUUUGACAGCGAGCAGAUAGGAUUCAAGCGAGAGGGAGAUAAAGUUAGAGUGGGAAGAACUUAGCGCUAUAGCGACGCGUGUGGAGUCAAACAAAAAAAGUGCACAAAGAAUUGCACACGCAAACGUCAACUGUCAACGAUCAAAGUCAACGUCAAAGUCAUCUUCAACAACCAAACAAAAACGCCCUUGCACAGGUACGCGCAAAUGCACACAGACGCAUACAAAGAGUUUAUCAAAAGUUUCUGAUGGCAAAAUCAAAUGCGUUCUCCCUGUAGUGAGCGCCACUCGAUGAACCAGGAUUGUGCUAGCCCUUGAUGGCAAGCGCCAGAGUGAACGUGUUGAACAAUCACGAUGUAAAAACUGGAGGUCGGUUUAGAACCACUCAGACUUUUCCCAAAUAACGGCAUACCGUGUAUUACAGGUAACAGAUAGAUUCAAUUUAUAUAACUUAUUUUGAUGAACAUAAUAUAAGCAAUUAAAAUUGCCUUGUUUCGCAAUGUUUCACAAUCUAAAAGAACAAAAGAACUACUGAAAAUUAAGCAGAAAAUACCUUUCCUGAGAUACAAAGGCGGGUAGGUUCAAGAUCACCGGUCACGUUAGGACUAAUUUCCCCUAUAGGAUGGACCUUUGGAAGGAGAAGGGGAGAUCUCAAAGGAAAGUGAGAAGUAUUCAGAGUAAUAAAAAACAUAAAAAAUAGCAUAUAUCGUCUUUGGUAUCGAUUUAUUCAGUAAAUCGAUCCUUACGUCGUUUGGAAAAUCGAUUCGACAAGAUCGAUCCUUUUAUAUAGAUCGCUCAAUUAUGAACCAUACACAUCAUCUCUUUUUCUCGAUACCGUGGAUCACCGCGGCACAGACAAGUACAAAGCGAUGAAUGAUACAUAAAGCAUUACAAACGUCAUCAUUCGACACUUGCGAGUAGAAAAUGAGGAAAGAUGUUAACCUUUAACGAACGAGCGAAUUUUUCUAGAACGAUGACCAGUUGGUCGACGGAUUUUAAAGAAAUUAUGUGCUUUAUUUCCAGAGAGAGAGAAAAGGUGCAUAAUUAAUAUCGCUUUAUUGGGUUCUACGCAUGUAGGGUAACACGGGGUGAUUUGGUCAUAUGGGGUGAUUUAGACCACCCCUUUAUCUCAAAAAUUACGACUCAACUUGGAUUUUCUAUAAUGUCAUUUCCUUCUAUUGUUGAACCGUAUGUACCUAAAGUGAAAAAACUUUGGUAAAACUUCACAAGUAUAGGGAAACGGUAGCAUAAAUACAUCAAGUACUUUGAGCGUCAAAAAAUGUGAGUUUUCCGAUCGUGGUUUUAUGGUUUUUCCCGCUGAUUAAACAAACUUUUCGUGUAUUGUGCAGUACAGUUCUGUUCACCUACAGAAGAGAAACAAUUUCAUUUAGCGAAACUGUAAGUUUGAUAACAAUAAAUGAAAUUAAUUGCAUUUUAAUUUUUGCGUGUUUUGUGGUGUGACAUGGACACGUUUCUGUGGGGUGAAUUGUUCCUACAGGUUUGAGACUUUUCUUUGAUCUAAUUGAUUCCAGAUGCCGCUGAAUUACAAGAAGAGGAUGGACAGACAACGUUGGAAGAAGGAAGAGCUUGAAAGAGCAACGCAGGCCAUCGAGAAUAGAUUUUCUUUGACCAAGCAUCAAAAGUGCUUGAAAAUGCUCGACCAACAGUGAAAAGAUUCAUGCGAAAUUCGAGAUGGUGUCAAUCCAACUUUUCUGGUCUGGAAUCUGGCUAAGACACCUGGUAUCGAUCCCAAAACAUUGUUACUGAUUGUAACAUUAUCCCAAAACACUUUACAUAAACAUACGUAUGUUUAUUUAGACCGUAUUGGUAUGUAACAUUUUUUAUUUAGACCGUAUUGGUUUGGAAAUAUUAGGCGAUUUGUUUAGGUGGUCCAAAUUCCCCCCUUUUCCCCUACGCAUGACUCCGUUUCUCUUUCUUCUACGAGAUAGUGCUCCGAAAAUGACGAUAACAAACUUUAUUGACCGUAUACAAAAUUAUGUAUUGCUCGGAAAGGAAUGCUCCAGAUCACGUAGCAUGCAUAAAAAAAGGCAUAACCUAACAGAAUUCCUGAAAUAUAACGGAAUGCCGCAUAUAUGGCGGCAUUCGAUUUUUUUUUUAAUGUUUGCAAUGCCGCGAGUAUGGCGGCAUACGUUCGCUAAGGGUUAAUAGCUUAAGAUGCAUAAAAAAAUGCGUAAAGGUUUGGUCGACCAAAUCUUGAGCUCGAUCGGAUCUUGUUAAAGGAUCGUAUCUUAAUUUUCAAACUGACUGGGUAAUCAGUGGAACACAGGUUUUCAUGCAAGAGACCGCCGCUUCCGACGGCGGGUCGGCGGUCGUUUCGGUUAUUCUCGUUAAAUGGGGUCUUCGCCCCAUUACAUUAACCUUAGAAUAAAUUUCGAAAAUUAAUAUCGAAAAAAAUAAUUUACAAUAGAAAUUACAUUUUUUUUCUGUAAGGAAUUUAUACCCAUGAUGCUUCUCCGCGCCACAAUAUUUCUAGCCUUCUUGUGACAUAACAAUUUUUCUGUGCAGUUGUUUCUGUCGCAGUUCUUUUCUGGUGCGUUUUUUCUGUCACCCAUACGUUCGUAUUUGGCAGUUCGUUUAGACUCGUUUAUAUCCUAUGUUUUCCUCGAAGUUUUAGCAUUUUUACAUAAUAAGGUUAUUCAAGUACCAACGUGAUCAAAUGCACCGUAUUAAACGUGUAAAUUUCCAUUAUACAAGUCGACACAAGUGUAAACUUACAUUAUGUUAAGUGACAUGGUAUUUCUCGUUUUAACGAACAUGCGUCGUAGCACGGGCUCCCAUGAAGGUAUUAGAUCAUGAACCUCCUGGUUACCAAUGAUAGAUGUCAAGACAGGGUUUGAAAGAGUAUUCGGUAGGCGAUGUAGAUAAGCCUAAUAUACCGAAAGUUGUAGCAUUCCAAAUUGUGGCCCUUUUUGUAGAUGGGCCAGACGAUUCCCUCCAUCCGCCCGUUCAUUAGUUUUUCUCCCUACCAGAAGAGUUUUCCUCUCCCAUGUUUGUAAAGCUCGUCCGGUAGUCCGUCCAUGCCAACGACUUUGUUGCUCUCCCGCUGGAUUCCAUGGAGGACGGAAUUUUCCGUAGGCGCACAUAGUUCAGCUCCAUUUCUGCAGAUUGACUCAUCAUUCACUGAUUGCUUCAUCAUUCAGAUUCUCUGCUGGAGAUGGUGAUGCACCUUACUCUUCUGUUGUGGGUACCGUCACUUCGAGUCGCUACGCGUUGUUCUCUGCAGCUCAAAAGUUCCAUUGCUGCUUGAUAUUGAGCCGCGGGAUUAGGCUCAAUCGCAUCUGAGGCACAGUCGACAGUUUUCAGUACAUGCAUACUGAGUAAUGGUCCGUAUCGAUACCCACACCUUGGUAGAUGCUUUGAUGUUGUCUUAGGAAAAACGUCCGUCGAUGAAAACACCGUUCGUUGCUCAGGUGUUCUCCAUAGGGGUUCCAUUGGUUCGUCUUGGUUUGCGGACUAUCCUGUUCGAUCACGGAUUGGGGUCCAUAUCUUUCCUUCCGAUCUCUACGAGGAUAGCUGUCGUAACUAUCUUCUAGCUACGCGUAGAACGCUUCCUUUUCGACAAAGCUCCUGCAGCGCAACGAAGCGUGGCCAGCAGGCAAACUGAUCCAGAAGGCUCCUGUCCAAGCAUGGAAAAAAAGUCACAAGAGGGUUGUGUCCGAGACACGACCGCAUUGUUGACGUAGGAUUGCGUUAGGCUAUCUGUUGAGUUUGGAUAUUUGUGAAGAAUUACUUCGUUUAAAUCAUUAUGUCUCUGAAAAGGGCCGUGUUUUUCGGUUGUUUGUUCACUCCACCAGUAUUUACCGAGUGAUGAUGGCAGAAGGAUGCUAAACAGUCGUUGAAUGGUGCGUAUCAGAUAAAAGGUGUCGAAGUGGAAUGAGAUAUGAUGAAAACCAUCCUCUGUGACCCUAAACGAGAUGCCUCCUGUGUUAUGUAUGGAUGAAAUAACCAAAAAAAUUCCCCAAUGUAAUAUGAGAUAAUUACCAAUACCGAACACAAUUAUCGAUUUUACUCAUCAGUAAAAACAUGUUACUUUAAUGUAGAGAAAACAUAUUUGAAAUGGAAACAUAUUUAAUUUGUAAUUUUCUUUUAUAAUUUUUAUUUUCUGAGUGUUUAUUCAACCCAAUACGGAUUUUAAUUGAACUAACAACACCUAAUACUAUAUGUAAAGCAUAUGAGAAAUCACUUUUUCACUUUUCCAAUUUUUCUCGCCGUAUAGACUUUCCCUAUGUGAAAAUGAACACAACAACACAGACAGCUUAAACCUAACGACCCGUUUCCGAGCGGGAACACACCUUGGUUUUUAUUUAUGAAAAUUGAAACAAAUAUAUAUCAAGUCAUUUUUAACACAAUUGCUACCGUAUACAAUUUUGCACUUACACUUGUGCUAGAAGUUUUACAAUGCGUGAUCGGUCAUUGAUAUCAAAUUUCACGAAGCAACCAACAUAAAAGUUCCAAAUUUAAAUUUUAUUUGCUAGAAUUAAUCGUAUCACUCACCUUACUUGCAAUAUAAAAAUGCCCCCGACUUGCAUAUAUAAUUGCAAUGUCGAUUUCCCCUAGGUAGCUUGGUUUAGAUGUCUCUGUUAGGGAACACAUAUCGGUAGGAACAAAAGAUCCCCCUACUUUCAUAUAUUUGCAAUGCCGAUUUCCCCCGGGCAUCUUGGUUUUGAUGUCUCUGUUAGGGAACACAUUUCGGUGGGAACAAAAGCUCCCCCUACUUUCAUGUAUUUGCAAUGCCGAUUUCCCCCAGGCAGCUUGAUUUGAUGUCUCUGUUAGGGAACCGCCGCAUGUGUCGUCUACUCGCAAAAGAGAAUCUGCUCUCAUAAGAGUGGCUGAACAAUGAACACCGCGUUUCAUGGACUCUAUAGAGAACAGACGCUAUUUGCGCCGCUCCUCCUAGAACACGGACGCAUCGCGGUUUUGAGCUAUAACGCUUAUAGCGGCGUUAACUCACUUCGCUAGGAUUUUUGAAGGGAAUAUUUUUCGGCUCACUAGGCAAUUUCCUAGUCUAACUAGUUCCUAGACUUCUUGUUAAGGGACGUUUAUUCAAUAUAUUCGCACCUAGCCUCCACAUCGAGAGUCCGUUCGCUAUCCGCAACCUACGACGCGUUCGAUUUCUUGGAGCUAGACUGGGAACAGAAUUAGACUCGUACCGAUCAAUGUGAAUGCCAUAUUGAACAACGUGAGAACUAUUACGACACUCGAAAUGUAUGGAGGUCCCUUUAAUAUAUGUACAUCUCAAGGAGACCUGUUCGCAGCAAUCACGAAAAGAAGAAAAUAGAACACAUCCAUGUUCAGAACUUCGAUAUUCAAUUAAUUUUAGAAUGUUGGUUUUCAGCUGCGCAAAUGUUUGAAAAAUUUGAAAACACACCCUUGGGAAUCAUCAAAUUGCCUAUCUGGAUCGCAUUAUUGUCGCAUUGACCAAAAACAGGUAUCGAUUAUCCGAACAUAUCUACAUGUGUGCAAACAUUAGUUCCGUUAUCGAUUUGCAUCAUACAUCAUUAUCCGGAC
Molecule: messenger RNA, 17548 nt
Organism: Toxorhynchites rutilus septentrionalis
Lineage: Eukaryota; Metazoa; Arthropoda; Insecta; Diptera; Culicidae
Gene: Dpp10
Product: inactive dipeptidyl peptidase 10
Exons: 17
Coding region: 1928-4546 (872 amino acids)
Biological process (GO): proteolysis
Molecular function (GO): serine-type peptidase activity; dipeptidyl-peptidase activity
Source: RefSeq, a predicted model, not a curated record